Messenger RNA from Clupea harengus (Atlantic herring), 1838 nucleotides. RefSeq names its product calcium voltage-gated channel auxiliary subunit gamma 5a (gene cacng5a). Gene Ontology annotation, cellular component: AMPA glutamate receptor complex; postsynaptic density membrane. The record is from RefSeq and is a predicted model, not a curated record. NCBI's taxonomy places the organism in Eukaryota, Metazoa, Chordata, Actinopteri, Clupeiformes, Clupeidae. Gene Ontology annotation, molecular function: channel regulator activity; voltage-gated calcium channel activity. Gene Ontology annotation, biological process: calcium ion transport; positive regulation of synaptic transmission, glutamatergic; postsynaptic neurotransmitter receptor diffusion trapping.
GCCAUCGCAAACCCCAUUCCUGCCGUACACAAGCUCGUUUGGAUAUGGUUUUCCUCACUCCGCACCUGAGUGCUAUGUUUUUUAUUAUUGCGAAAUAAAAUGUAGUCAAAUUUUUCUCUGUCUCAUGAGAAUUUGUGCGAACGCUUCAAAGCUGCCCACCUGCCGGCGCGAAAGCCAAGUCGUGUGCGCGCCAAGCGCUCAUUGUCCUGUUGUGGGGAACUGCGCGUGCUCCACACUACCCCUCUCCAGCUCUCUCGGCAUUCUACGUACAUACAGACAAGUGUAGAGCACAACACAUCAAGAGCGCAGGAGCAAAUAGAGAGAGAGAGACUUUACAUUGAGACUUCUGCGUGAAGCUCCUGCUAGUGCUGGCGUCGCCCCCUGCUGGAGCGGGUGAGUGGGACGCGAUGAGCUUGUGCGGCAGGAAGGCCCUGACGUUGCUAAGCAGCGUGUUCGCGGUGUGCGCCCUGGGCCUGCUGGGCAUCGCCGUCAGCACUGACUACUGGCUCUACCUGGAGGAGGGCGUCAUCCUGCCCCUCAACCAGAGCACCGAGGUACGCAUGUCCCUGCACUCAGGCCUCUGGAGGGUCUGCUUCCUGGCAGACACACCUGUCCCUGUGCAAGAGUUACCCACCGGUAAACCAGGGGAGGACAAGGGCCGGUGCUUCACCAUCGAAUACAUCAUGCCCACCAACGUCCAGAUGACCUCAGAGUCCACCGUCAGUGUGCUGAAAAUGAUCCGCUCCGCCACGCCCUUCCCCUUGGUCAGCCUCUUCUUCAUGUUCAUCGGCUUCGUCCUGAACAACAUCGGGCACAUCCGGCCGCACCGCACCAUCCUGGCCUUCGUCUCUGGCAUCUUCUUCAUCCUCUCAGGUCUAGCACUGGUUGUUGGCCUCGUGCUCUACAUCUCCAGCAUCAACGAUGAGAUGCUGAACAGGACCAAGACCAACGAUGCCUACUUCAGCUACAAGUACGGAUGGUCCUUCGCUUUCGCAGCCAUCUCCUUCCUGCUCACAGAGGCUGCUGGGGUGAUGUCCGUCUACUUGUUCAUGAAGCGCUACACGGCCGAAGAGAUGUACCGGCCGCACCCGGGAUACUACCGGCCGCGCCUGAGCAACUGCUCCGACUACUCGGGCCAGUUCCUCCACCCGGAGGCCUGGCCGCGCGGCCGCAGCCCCUCGGACCUCUCCAGUGAGGCCUCGCUCCAGAUGAACUCCAACUACCCCGCCCUGCUCAAGUGCCCCGAGUACGACCAGAUGUCCUCCUCGCCCUGCUGAGAUGCACCUCGCUCUCUUUCUCUCUUGCUCUCUCGCUCUCUCUCUCUCUAGCUCUCUAGCUCAAGCGCUCUGUUUCUCCCUGUCUUUCUUUCUCUCUCUCUCUCUGUUCCUCUCUCCCAUGCCACAUUGCACAGGUUGAGAGGGAUUGUACGGGAUUGUUGAGAGAACUAUGAUUUGAGAGUAAUGAAGGUGGGACUGAGAGAAAAAAGGUUAGAAAAGGUUCUAUCCCAUGAAAGCCGUUAUUAGGGAAAAGGUGUUCAACCACCUCUUGUGACAGCCUCUUUUAAGUCUGUAGAGACGUCGUCAACGUGUGUAGAAGUUGAAGAAGUUGAAGGAGUUAUGUUGCCAUGUAAAGAGAUUGUGUGACUCCAGUCUUUGAGUGUUCCCAUCUCUUCUGUACCACAUGGUUUUGCAGUAGCAGCCAUCUCGCAGUUUUCAAUAACAGCUCCUCAAUAACAACUCAACAAGUUCUCACCCUGUCUUUGUUUAACUAACACUCAUUCUCACUCUGCCCCACACACAUCACCAACUCCACACACACACACACACAAACACAAACAC